This is a messenger RNA of Aspergillus homomorphus CBS 101889, 1095 nucleotides long. RefSeq names its product cytochrome b5-like heme/steroid binding domain-containing protein. Bases 1 to 1095 code for a protein of 364 amino acids. The record is from RefSeq and is a predicted model, not a curated record. The transcript is spliced from 2 exons. NCBI's taxonomy places the organism in Eukaryota, Fungi, Ascomycota, Eurotiomycetes, Eurotiales, Aspergillaceae. Gene Ontology annotation, molecular function: heme binding.
AUGGGCUGGGUCGGGGUCGCGACCUUGGUUGCGACUGCAUGUUUUAUUCUUUACCGACAUCCUCCUUCUACCUGGGCGCCUCAGCCUCCUCAGCCCGAGAAACCAUCCGCGCAGCCUCCCAUCACUGAUAGCACCCAGGAUGCGACAGAGCAGUCCGAGCCUGAUCUAUCUACGGAAGAAUCCCAAACCACCCCUAAAGCCUCUGCAACAAACGUACCUUCUAUUGCGAUACCUUCUUUAAAGCUCGACAGCGAGCCCAAAUCGGCGGUCGCGGAACAUGAUGACCAACCCCACAACAAUGGACCGAUAAACCCCUUAACCUCUCAAUCGGCAACAGCAGCAGCAGCAGCAACAGCGACAGCGACAGCGACAGCGACAGCGACAUCAAAUCUCAACCCUCAAAAUGAGAACUCGAUGCCUCCGCCACCACUACCGCCUUCCUCGACCCUCUCCGCUGCUACCUCUGCCAAAACCACCUCCAUGCCUCCGCCUCCCCUCCCCCGACUCCGUCCGACAGCAUCCCAGCAAGCACAGCGAGCACCAUCCUCUCUGACCGCAGGACGCUACCCCCCACGCCCGAACGCCAACGCCGGUACAGCGGGGUCUCUCCGCCCGCCCCCGUCAGCAGCCUCCUCCCUGCGCGCACCGCCAAGCAGCUCUCUCGCGCCCACCAAGCUGAUCGCGAAGCCUCCGUCCUCAUCGUCAUCCAAGAAACCGAUCCUCCAGCCAGGCUUCUCACCACUCGACUGGGCCGCGCUGACCUCCAACCCGAACAACAAUCUCCGCGGCGCGAAUCUGCCACCCACGCUGAUCAGGGUCACACCGUCGAUGCUCAAGGCGCAGAACGGGCGCAAGGGAGCCGACGCGUGGACGUCGUACCAAGGGAAGGUUUACAACAUCACCCCGUACCUUCCGUUCCAUCCGGGUGGAAAGGGGGAACUGCUGCGCGGGGUGGGCAAGGACUCCGGGAAGCUGUUCAUGGAGAUCCACCCGUGGGUGAAUUGGGAUGCGAUUCUCGGGGAGUGCUUGGUCGGGAUUUUGGUGGCGGAGACCGAGAGCGCGGAAGCGACGAACCAGUUGGACGCGAUGGAUUGA